This is a messenger RNA of Microthlaspi erraticum, 369 nucleotides long. NCBI's taxonomy places the organism in Eukaryota, Viridiplantae, Streptophyta, Magnoliopsida, Brassicales, Brassicaceae. The record is from the annotation of a GenBank genome assembly.
AUGAGCAAACGAACAGGCCGUAAUGAAUGUAGAAGACUCAUAUCAUUGCCAGAGCUCCCUGUUUCUCUCAAAUCCCUUAAGGCAGGAGGUUGUGACUCACUGGAGACCGUGUUUUUCCCUUUGAAUCACACUCCAGAUGCAACACUCGAUUUCACCAACUGUUUCAGAUUGGGCGAACAAGCACGGAGAGAAAUCAUCCAACGGUCCUUUUCUUACGAAUGGGCUAUCUUCCCCGGAAGACAAGUACCCGCAGAGUUUAGUCACCGAGCCAGAGGAAAUUCAUACACCAUUACAAGUCCAGUUGGUGGUAACCCUCCUCUUUCUUCUUUAUCUAGAUUGAAGCUUUGCGGUGUGGUGUCACCUAACUAG